CAGUAUAUAUGGAUGGUGCUGGUGGCCUAUUUAAACUCAAGAUCAUUUGGAAUCAUAAUCACUGAGAGUUGGACAAAAACUUUGUCAGUCUUAUUGUGAUUGAAAAUCAGAAAAAGAAAAAUUUAUGGAGUUGGGGCGUUUUUGGUGGUGGCCGGUGGUGUUAGUUUUGGUUCAUUUUGGUAUGAAUGGGUGCUUUGGUUGCUGGGAGCAAGAGAGAAUUGCUCUCUUGCAAUACAAAGUUUCCAUUGUCAACUACACUGAUAAAUAUUCUUUUACACCUUGGGACUCAGCUGACAAAGAGAGUGAUUGCUGUGAGUGGGAAAGAGUAAAGUGCAACAUCACUACUGGCCGUGUAAUCCAACUUGCUCUUAAUCUCACGAUAUCCUAUUGGAGUAGAGAAAGUGGAGGAGGUUGGUACUUUAAUGCCUCUCUGUUUCUUUCCUUUGAAGAGCUCCAGUACCUCGAUUUGAGUGAAAAUGGGAUUCGUGAAUGGGUCCCAAAUGAAGGUUUUGAAAGAUUCUCUGCGUUGAAGAAGCUGGAGGUGCUUCACUUGGAAAAUAAUAAUUUCAAUAAUAGCAUUCUUUCAUCCUUGAGUGGAAUUGCUUCACUGAAGGAACUAUAUUUGGGGUCCAACAAUUUGAAUGGAUCAAUCCCCAUCCAAGGUUUUGAAAGCUUAUCUUUGUUGAGCAAGCUAGAGGUGCUUCACUUGGAAAGUAAUAAUUUCAAUAAUAGCGUUUUUUCAUCCCUUAGUGGUAUUGCUUCGCUCAAGGAGCUAGAUUUUAGCGACAACAAUUUGAAUGGAUCAAUCCACAUCCAAGAGUUGGGUGAACUAAACAACCUUGAGGAAUUGUACUUGGAAAAUUCAUCAAUUGAUAAAAGCUUUCUUCAUAAAAUUGGAGUUAUGACUUCUCUUAAUAUAUUGGCAAUGAGAAGUUGUGGACUAAUGGGCACCUUACCUCCCCAAGGCUGGUGUGAACUUAGGAAGCUCCAAGAGAUUGACCUCAGCGACAAUAAUUUUGAAGGGAGACUACCUUCAUGUAUGGCAAACUUGACAUCACUCCGCGUAUUGGAUCUCUCUUACAAUAACUUUAAUGGGAACAUUGAUCAGUCCCCACUAUCAAGUUUGUCAUCACUUGAGUACCUUUCUUUCUCAAGUAACAACUUCUUGAUCCCAUCCACAUUGUCAUUCCUUUUCAACCUCUCAAACCUUAAGAUCUUAUUAAGUGAUAACAAUAUAUUAGCUUUAGAACCUGACUCCCAUACUUGGAUUCCAAACUUCCAAUUAAAGGUUUUCAGUUUGUCGUAUUGUUCAUUUAACAUUCUCAAUAGCACACCUCCCAAAUUUCUUCAUUACCAAUAUGAUUUGCGAGCAAUUACUCUCUCUCACAACCAGUUGGUUGGGCAGUUUCCUAACUGGCUGUUAGAGAACAAUACAAGAUUGGAGGUUUUUAUUCUAAACAAUAACUCUUUUACGGGGCCUUUCGUAGUGCCAUCUGAUAUUCGUCCCAGAAUUUUUACAAUAGAUAUUUCAGAUAAUUACUUACAUGGUCCAAUUCCCACAAACCUCGGUCUAAUUUUUCCAAAUUUAGAUGAUUUAAAAAUGUCUAACAAUGAAUUUCAAGGCAGUAUUCCUUCUUCUUUUGGGAAUUUGGUUUUCUUGCGGUGUCUAGACUUGUCUGGGAAUAAUUUCUCAGGAACAGUACCAAUACAGGGCUGGUACCAGUUAGAACUUCUCAUAUUAUCAAACAAUAGCUUCAAUGGACCAAUAUUUCCUACCAAUUUUAAUUUGACUAAGCUACAAUUUUUACAUUUGGACAACAAUCACUUCUCAGGCAUGCUUCCAACAUGGAUGGGGAACAUGUCAUCUUUAAUGCAAAUUGUUAUAGCCAAAAAUCAUUUUGAAGGUCCUAUUCCAAUCGAAUUAUGCAAACUCCUUUCUCUUACAUUUCUUGACCUUUCUGACAACAAUUUGUCUGGCUCUAUUCCAUCUUGCUUCAAUUCCUCAAGUAUCAAUUUUUUUCAAUUAAAUAAAAAUUUCUUGAGCGGUCCAAUUCCAACUGCUUUCCCAAAUAACUCCAAUCUACUUGUACUGAAUCUUCGAGAUAACCAUCUAACUGGCAACAUUCCCAAUUGGAUUGGAAGCCUCUCCAAAUUGAGAAUUCUCCUCUUGAAAUCAAAUUAUUUAGGAGGUCAGAUUCCAACUCAAUUAUGCCUCUUGCAGAACUUAAACAUUUUGGAUCUUUCAUACAAUAAAUUUUCAGGUUCGAUACCUCUUUGCUUGAGUAACAUUACUUUCGAUGCAUCUGCCCGAAGCACUUUUUCAAGAGAUUCAUAUCUACCUUAUUUUUAUUUAAAUAUUUGGUCAUUAUCAAGAAAUAUUGAAGAUCUAAAUAAUUUUAUUUAUAAGUCCCAUGGAGAUGUGAAUGCUUUUGAAGAAGUAGAGUUUACAACAAAAAGUAGAACUUACUCCUACAAGGGUGACAUCCUUGAGUACAUGUUUGGAGUUGACCUCUCGUGCAACAACCUAUCAGGUGAAAUCCCACCAAAACUCGGUAGGAUGAGCAGCAACAUUCGUGCAUUGAAUUUGUCACACAACAAUCUAUCCGGACCAAUCCCUGUGACAUUCUCAAAUUUAAAGGAGAUAGAAAGUCUGGAUCUUUCCUUCAACAAUUUGAAUGGCAAAAUUCCACCCCAGUUAACUGAAAUGACCUUUUUAGCGGUGUUUAGUGUGGCACACAACAACUUAUCAGGUACAACACCUGAUAGAAAAAACCAAUUCAUUACUUUUGAUGAAAGCAGUUAUGAGGGGAACCCUCUCCUAUGUGGACCUCCAUUACGUAAUGGUUGCACCAAAUUGAGACCACCAUCGACAAUGCCAGUGGAUAAUGAGGGGGAAGUAGGUGGUAGUUUCAUGGACAAGGAUGUCUUCUACAUAAGCUUCAUGGUGGCUUACAUAACAAUCAUGUUGGGAAUUGUUGCAGUUCUCUACAUAAAUCCAUACUGGCGUAGGGUGUGGUUUAACCUCAUUGAAGUAUGUAUUGACACUUGCUACUGUUUUGUUGUGGUUCAUUACCGUAAGUUAUUCAGUUUAAGGAGUGGAUAGCCUUGCAUUGCUACUGUUUUGUCAUGGUUCAUAAUUGUGAGUUGCUCAAUUUUCGGCUUGCAAAGCCUUGCAUUUUAUUGAUUACCUACAUGUGUGUCUCUUCUUGUUGGAUUUUGUAUCUGAAUAUUGAAUUUUAAUACUAUGUUGUGCAAAAUCUAUAUUUACUGUGUAAUUUUAAUUGAA
Molecule: messenger RNA, 3286 nt
Organism: Quercus robur (English oak)
Lineage: Eukaryota; Viridiplantae; Streptophyta; Magnoliopsida; Fagales; Fagaceae
Product: receptor-like protein 15
Exons: 5
Coding region: 125-3103 (992 amino acids)
Molecular function (GO): protein binding
Source: RefSeq, a predicted model, not a curated record